This is a messenger RNA of Mytilus trossulus (common blue mussel), 735 nucleotides long. RefSeq lists its product as uncharacterized. Bases 1 to 735 code for a protein of 244 amino acids. The record is from RefSeq and is a predicted model, not a curated record. The transcript has a single exon. NCBI's taxonomy places the organism in Eukaryota, Metazoa, Mollusca, Bivalvia, Mytilida, Mytilidae.
AUGGUCCAGGACGGAGCAAUAUUGCAUGAAGCUAUAAUUAAGUCAGGUGUGACAAACCGGGCAGGUAUUACAGAAGAGAGCAGUUUAAUUGGUAUUUUAACACCAGAAAGACCAUUUCUGGAGAAAUAUGGGUUAGCCAUCGCUAGGACUUUAGUCGAUGCAGCUAAUGAUGUCGUUUAUACCCGAGUAUUUAACCCUGGACCUAAUGAUGUUGUGGUUUACAAACACACCCAUAUGGCUUUGUUUAAUCCAGUUAGUCGAAUAAGACAUACUUUUAAUUUGAAUAAGAGUAAAGAUCCAGUUCUACAGGUUAACGUGGCUCCUAUUAGUAACAUGGCAGCCACGAUACCUGAGCAUUUGAAUGCAGUAUUAGAAAAAGGCUGUUCACAUAUAAAUGAAGAACAGAAAAUUAAAUUUAAGAAUUUUCUUUUAAAGAAUCAAGAGUGUUUCGCUAAACCUGGUGAAGUAGGGCGUACUCAUUUGGGGACACAUAAGAUCAAACUGAAAGAUGAAACACCUAUUAGAGAACCCCCUAGACGAAUACCUUUAUAUAAGAGACAGGCUUUGGAGGAAGAGAUUGAGAAAUUGGAACAACGGGGACUAAUAGAAAAGUCAUCAAGCCCAUGGUCAUCACAGACAGUUAUGGUCCAGAAGAAGGACGGGACUUGGCGCAUGUGUAUUGACUACCGGAAAUUAAACGAAAAGACCAUCAAAGACGCCGCUUACACGUAUUGA